This is a messenger RNA of Nothobranchius furzeri (turquoise killifish), 1875 nucleotides long. Its product is annotated as ras-related C3 botulinum toxin substrate 1. Lineage: Eukaryota; Metazoa; Chordata; Actinopteri; Cyprinodontiformes; Nothobranchiidae. Gene Ontology annotation, molecular function: GTP binding; protein kinase binding; GTPase activity. Gene Ontology annotation, biological process: regulation of cell shape; small GTPase-mediated signal transduction; establishment or maintenance of cell polarity. Gene Ontology annotation, cellular component: cytoplasmic vesicle; cell projection; cytoskeleton. The record is from RefSeq and is a predicted model, not a curated record.
CAGGAAAUAACAAACCCCAACAAAACUAGGUUCAAAAGGCUUGAGCUUGUACAACACAUGAUGCUGCACCAACCUGUUCCUAACAAGCAGCAACACUCUGCUGAAUAACAUCUGACUGAACCAGGCGUUGCCACUAUGAGGAAGGGGAAGUUAAGAAUAGAUUCCAUCAGCGCUCCAGAAAUAUUUUCAAUAAUCAUGCUAGGCUUAAGUUUACAGGCAACUAAAGAAGACCGGUUCAUCUUAGUCACUUUUAGCUCACCCAGUUGGCAGAUCAAGACAUCUAAUGCAGGAUAUCAAGUGUGUGGUGGUGGGUGAUGGAGCUGUGGGUAAGACAUGCCUGCUCAUCAGCUACACCACCAACAUCUUCCCUGGGGAAUACAUCCCUACAGUCUUUGACAACUAUGCUGCCUCUGUGAUGGUGAAUGGGAAACCAAUGAGACUGGGAUUGUGGGACACAGCAGGACAGGAGGACUACGACAGGCUAAGACCAUUGUCUUACCCACAGACGAACGUGUUCCUGAUUUGCUUUUCCAUUGUCAGCCCAGCAUCAUUUGACAAUGUUCGUAACAAGUGGAAUCCAGAGGUACAACAUCACUGUCCCUCAGUCCCUAUAGUUCUGGUGGGCACCAAGCUGGACCUCAGAGAAGAUGAAACAACAGUGGAAAAGCUCAAGGAAAAGAAACUCUCCCCCAUCACAUCUUCUCAGGGCGAGGACUUGGCUAAAGAAAUAGGUGCAGUGAAAUAUAUGGAAUGCUCAGCGUUGACUCAGAACGGCCUCAAGGCGAUAUUUGAGGAAGCCAUCAUGGCAGCCUUAAACCUCGAAUCCAUUACUGACACAAGGAAGAAGAAAAGGAAGAACUGCACCGUUUUAUAAAGGUGGUCCACUGUCAUCAGAAAACCUGGAUCCACUCACAACUCUGAACCCACGUGUGAAGAAAAGAAAGGUACUUGGUUUUCUGGCUGGUGUCGUCAGUUCAACUUCAUGAAAAUAAAUAAGACUUUAUGAAUAAACAUGAAGACUGACCAGACAAGCAUUGAGGUAAACCUGUUGAAACCUUUUGCUGAUUUACAAUAAAACCACAGCAGAGGUCACGUUUAGAGUCCUUUAUUUAAUUGUAGACUAAUUUCACCCACAAGGUUUGAUGGCCAACUUGGUGUCUUUGUAACGCAUCCAAGGGACUCCACACCAAGACCACUUGUUCAUUUUGAUCAGUUUUAUUUUUUAUUCCACCAGAAUUUCUGGUUAUUUACAUAUGUUGUUUUAUUAAGACCAGUUAUGUCUUAACGGGUCGGUUCCAUAAAUGUUUUAGUCAUCUCCCUGCUUGAACACUAUUGAUCCAAUGGUUCAGUGACUCCUUGUUCAGCAGAAACCUGUUAAUCACUCAUUGAUUCAAGUCAAGUAUGUUGAGGCAGAGACACAGCUAAACUAUGUUAAUAAAUGUUAUCUCUUUCUUAACCAUUUCUGUCAUUAACUGUUUUGUUGAUAUUUUCUCAUUUUAUUGUUUUCUGCUUAAGUAAGAUGCCAUUUCUUGACCCUCUGGUGAACUUCCACAUGAAGCAAAAGUCCCAAUAAAUUUGACUUGAUAUAACUUUUCUUUUUUUGGCUUUUGUGCUUUUUUAUUUUAUUUUAUUUUUUAAUAGAUGGUGCCAAAUGAGAUUAUCUUAGGAGAAUAUCUUAAUAUCUGCCCUGCUAAGGUAACUGUACUGGUGUAACUGGGCUUUAGAGCAGAUCUAAUGUGAGAUUUAGAAAAAAUAUUCCACACAUGUAUUUUCUGUUCACAAAACUCUUCUAGAAUGUUAAGUCUAACAUCAUAGUGUUACUUUGCUUUGACUUGCUACUGUUUUCAGAAUAUCAAAAUAAAACUUGUUUCUAUA